ACUUUCUCCAGUUGCUCCCGUCUCCUCGUAGUACCUUCGCCACAUCUAUCAGCAUCAUCUUCACUCUUUUCCAUUUCUACUCGUCUGUUUUCUGUCUCAUCUGUUGCGCACGUAAAGAAAAGGAUGGCUCCAAAAAAGGCUGGUGCGGAGAAGGAGAAAAGGGUUCUGCUCGGCCGACCAAGCAAUAACUUGAAGAUCGGUAUCGUAGGCUUACCAAACGUCGGAAAAUCGUCUUUCUUCAACGCGCUGUCAAAUACCGACUUGGGGAAAGCUGCAAACUUCCCUUAUGCUACUAUCAAUCCCGAGGAAGCUCGGAUACCUGUUCCUGACCCGCGUUUCGACUGGCUCUGCGAGCUUUACAAGCCCGCUUCAAAAGUGCCCGCAUUCUUGACAUGUAUUGAUAUUGCCGGUCUGACCGCUGGUGCAUCAACAGGCGCUGGUCUGGGCAACGCUUUCCUCUCACACGUCCGUUCCGUCGACGGGAUCUUUCAAGUCGUACGUGCAUUCGACGAUGCAGAAGUAACACACGUCGAGGGUGACGUCGACCCUAUACGAGAUAUGGAAAUCAUCCAGACCGAGCUCCGAUUGAAGGACAUUGAGUGGGUCGAAAAAGCCUUGGACGGGUUGAAGAGGGGUGCACGAGCACUGAAUAGUACAAGUUUGGCUGAUAGGGCUAAGAAGGAGGAAAUUACGACGGUCGAGAAAGUCCUGAAAUGCGUACAAGAGGAUGGCAAGGACGUCCGUAAAGGCGACUGGACCAACAAAGAGAUCGAUGUCAUUAACGGCCUUAUGCUCCUGACAGCGAAGCCUGUCACUUACCUCGUCAACCUCAGCGAACGUGACUACAUUCGGAAAAAGAACAAAUGGUUGCCAAAAAUCAAAGCCUGGAUUGACGAACACAACCCAGGCGACCCUCUCAUUCCCUUCUCCGUGGCACUAGAAGAACGUCUCGCACUCAUGUCUCCUGAAGAGAAGGAAGAAGAGCAGAAGAAAAUCGGUGCGACGAGUUCAUUGGGGAAGAUCACGCAAGCUGGGUAUUCUAGUCUCGACUUGAUUCGGUACUUCACCUGCGGACCAGACGAAGUUCGCGCAUGGACAAUCCGAAGAGGGAUCAAAGCUCCUCAGGCGGCUGGUGUCAUUCACACGGACUUUGAGAACAAAUUCGUCUGCGGUGAGAUCAUGAGCUACGAAGACCUCCGCGAAUACGGGAGCGAAGCGUCUGUUAAGGCUGCUGGGAAGCUUAGGCAGCAGGGAAAACCUUAUGAAAUGAUUGACGGAGACAUUGCAUACUGGAAAGCUGGUAUGUAAGAGGAGUGGAUUGACGGGGAGCGGUUGUAGAUAGUGUUUUUUUUGUGAGGGUGUAGAUGAAGAUACAAAGAAGCCUGUACAAACUGUAUUCUGUGUCGAGUUCCAGGCAGUUAUAAAGGGUGGUGCAGACAAGAUGUAGAUUUAUUCAAGAUCUAUAUCAUACUUUGCUCCUCCUCGAGUAUAUACGACGUUUGUGUGUAAGCUAGCAAAUUCAUUCUCGGGUAUAAUUUAUCGUGAAAUUUAAUCAAGAGAUAAGUCAGAUUCAAGCAAAAGAAAGAUAGUUUACCAGCCUCCCGGCAUCCCAUGUCCACCUCCAACCCCACUUACCCGUCUUCCACCACCCUCACCACCACCACCCUCUCUCCUCGCCUCCUCCAACACAUCUUCGUUCAACUCCCUCGCAAGCCGCCUCGCAUAUUCCUCAUCACUCUCCACAACACUCUUCGUCGGAGGCGGCUUAAACGAAGGGGGCGGAGGAGGUGGAGGUGCGCCAGAAUUUGAUGAACUUGAAGCAUUAUUAUUAUUAUUAUUGGAGUCUUCGAGCUCACACUCCGCUGCAAGUCGCCUUGCAAGCUCUGCAUCUGCUUCUUCCUGUUGAGCCCUUGCAAGUGCUGCGCGUUCGCGUUCGAGGUAUGAGUCUGGGACUCGGGAGGGUGGACGGUGUUGUGUUUGUGUUUGUGUUUGUGUUUGCGAUUGCGAUUGCGAUUGC
Messenger RNA from Fomitiporia mediterranea MF3/22, 2017 nucleotides. Its product is annotated as cytoplasmic protein. Gene Ontology annotation, cellular component: cytoplasm. Gene Ontology annotation, molecular function: ATP binding; ATP hydrolysis activity; GTP binding. Bases 124 to 1308 code for a protein of 394 amino acids. NCBI's taxonomy places the organism in Eukaryota, Fungi, Basidiomycota, Agaricomycetes, Hymenochaetales, Hymenochaetaceae. The record is from RefSeq and is a predicted model, not a curated record. The transcript is spliced from 11 exons.